AUGGCCCCAGAACUGUCCUCAAACUGGAAGAAGUUGCAAGAAAAGCUCAAAGCCCCACCAAAGAAGACUGCCCCCCUCAGCCAAGAAGAACUUUUCAAGCAAGCAGCCUCCAAAAAGUCCAUCUCCUCCGAGACCCUGAAGCGCAAAGCCGAGGAGAGGAAAGAGGCCGAACUAUCCAAGCCUCCAAAGGCCAAGAAGCAGAAGACUCAGGCCCAGUUGGAUUCCCAAUCAUCAAGGAAGAUUGCCACGCCAAAGUCAACAACAGCCAGCACCACCAGCACUCCAGGAGAGAAGUCAGAGAAAAUGGGAGGAAACGUCCAAUCAAAGCCCAUAACCUCUGAUUCCAAGCACACCAUCUCCCCCUCCCUCCACCUCUGGGCCGACGAAGAAGGUAUCUCCGCCGAGUCCCUUGCCGAGGCCUACAACUUGGGCCUUCGUUCCUCCUCUUCCCACGUUCCCUUACUAUCCACCCUUCCGCCCGCUGUCCCCAACGCCGGCCUCACCCUCUCCGGCGCCACCCCCACCAUCAACGGCACCACCGGCGCUCUCAGCAACGGUCUCCCCUUGCCCGCCAACCUAACCCUCGCCAACGGCACCACCACAACCUCCGCCACAACCGCCGACCUGGCCCUGAUCCUCAAAGCAACCAAAGACAACACCCUGGGGAAAUACGUAGCAAUAGACUGCGAAAUGGUCGGCACCGGUCCCUCGGGUCUCACCAGUGUCCUCGCGCGGUGUUCCCUGGUUGAUUUCCACGGUAACCAAAUCUACGAUUCCUACGUCAAGCCCACGGCCUUUGUCACCGAUUGGCGCACACACGUCUCCGGCAUCAGCAAGAAACACAUGGCGUUCGCGCGCUCGUUUGUCUCGGUGCAAGCUACCGUCGCUGCGCUUUUGAAGGGGAGGAUCCUAGUGGGUCAUGACGUUAAGCAUGAUUUGGAGGUUUUGGGACUGGAGCAUCCGCAUCGGGAUAUUAGGGAUACGGCGAAGUACUCCGGGUUCAGGAAGUAUGGACAUGGGCCGAAGCCGAGCUUGAAGGUGCUGGCGAAGGAGGUACUUGCGGUGGAGAUUCAAAGUGGACAGCAUAGUAGUGUGGAGGAUGCGCGGGUGGCCAUGUUGUUGUUCCGGAAGGAGAAGAUGGGGUUUGAUGUGGAGAAUAGUAAUCGGUAUGAGGAGGCGGAGGGGCAGCAGGGGAAUGGGAAGAAUGGGAAGGGGGGUAAAGGUGGUGGGAAGAAGAAGGGGAAGAAAUGA
Messenger RNA from Sordaria macrospora k-hell, 1251 nucleotides. RefSeq lists its product as uncharacterized. The record is from RefSeq and is a predicted model, not a curated record. Lineage: Eukaryota; Fungi; Ascomycota; Sordariomycetes; Sordariales; Sordariaceae. Gene Ontology annotation, molecular function: nucleic acid binding; 3'-5' exonuclease activity. Gene Ontology annotation, biological process: rRNA processing; ribosomal large subunit assembly. Gene Ontology annotation, cellular component: nucleus.